CUGCGUUCUUGCUGUAGGUAGAGUAGGCUUCCCCUGCUUGUGCAAAGCCAUUGUCAAAGAAAAUACAUUCCACUCGCGAAGUCACCAGGGUGCAACUGUCACCAAAAAGCUAUGGGAUUUCAGAUUAUAUUAUUGCUCGUCUCCUCUCUAAUGCCAUUAACAUGGGGGCUUGGUGUGGAUUUAAAUUGUCCAAUGACCUUCAGAAGUGGCAUAAACAACAUUACCUGCAAGAUCAAUAAGACAGCCAUUGAAAAUGCUGAUUGUAAUUUCAAGCAAAACUCGGUGACAUUUGACCUUACAGUGAAUUCUGUUCCUCGCACUGUGUGCUAUGUUGCAUAUGACACUCCAGAAAUCUGCACUGGAGACCAACAUCAAAAGGGUUGCUUUUGUACUAAACAAGUUGGCGAUAUUUUUGAGUAUGGAUUUAUUUUCCAGUACAACAGUUCUGAACACAAACAUGGAAGUUUGGAGUGCAAACUUUGCGUUUCACCUAAAACACUUAAUGUAACAACCACUGAUAGCUGCAAAAACUUUACAGAAGAGGGCGAGGAGAAUUCUCCUAGUAGCGGGGGACACAUUAGCAGAACUGGACUAAUUGUUGCUUGGAUUUCACUGUUCAGGCAGCUACUACUUAUGCUCUAAAAAAUCAGGGGAAACUACAUCAGAACACAAAACCAACGACUUUAUCUAGAGUACUGUCGCCACCUUGUAAGACAAUAAGAACACUUCUUACAACUAUAAAGCAGCUUAAACUAGAGUGACCUGGCUGUACUGUUGAAGUCCAUCCUUCAGGAUACCUUGUCUAUCCUUAAGACUCACUUUCUAUGGUGAAAGACAUCCUUUGAAAGUAUAAACAGACAUUUGUAGUCUUGGUUACAUUUCAAAAUAAUAAUAAUCAGAAAAAAAGAACGUUUCUGUGAUAAUCUUGAUAUGUUGUUGUUGUGAAGUUAGAAAACUGUACUUACACCAAUGUACAAGCAUUGUACAACUUCCUACUCUGUCCAUGGAGUCGCAUGUUUGCUAUAAAACUUUUAUUCCUCUCCUAUUCCAAACUCUACUGUUCAUCAACAUUAUUUCAGGGCCCAGACUCAUACUCACCUUUUUGUCAAGUCUUUGUUCACAUCAGUCUUAGCUUAUCUAGAGUCUAAAUGUUUCACCUGAUGUAAUAUGCCCUGUUUAUUCAAAGGCUUCUUAGUUUACAUAACUAAAAAAAGAAUACUCUAUAUCCUCUUCCAAUAUCAUUGUCAACUUUCGAAUGGUCCUGUUCAUCGAUCUUGCCAUGAGAACCUUCCGUAGUUGCUGACAUUGCGUAAAACACCUACUAACAAGCAGGCAGUGAAGGAAGUCAGAUAUAUUUUGUGGCUAAUGAAAAUGCUGAUUUAAUUUUUGUUGUUGUUGUGAUUAUUUGUGAUUAAUGUUGUGAAAAUAAGGAUUUUAUUGCAUCAUGUAAAAGACCUUCCAUCACUCUGCUGCUCAAUGGAGAUUUAGCCUUACACUUUGUAUGGAAAAAUACUUUUGACGUCAAUGUACCUUAAAAUUAUACUAUUGUGAACCGUUUUGAGUUAAAGUUGUGAAAUAUAUUUGCUUUGUGGCAAUUAUUAAAACAAUCUUUAUAAAGAAAUAUUGGUGCUUUUUUACAUUUUUGCAUUAUGGAAGCAGUUUACAAACUUUUUUCUGCUGAGGUGCUAGAGGGAAAAAUCCAUGUUGCAUGUUGAAUUUUUAAUUUUUCUUUUAAAAAUGAAAU
This is a messenger RNA of Pomacea canaliculata, 1744 nucleotides long. RefSeq lists its product as uncharacterized. The coding region runs from base 112 to 642 and encodes 176 amino acids. The record is from RefSeq and is a predicted model, not a curated record. The transcript is spliced from 4 exons. NCBI's taxonomy places the organism in Eukaryota, Metazoa, Mollusca, Gastropoda, Architaenioglossa, Ampullariidae.